GAUAAACCGUGGAAAACUGGGGCGAGUACCAAGGGCACCGAAAGCGAAAAAUCCGCCAUGUUUUGUCGUUCCGCCCUCAAGUAAAUAACAAAAACAAAAGUGGAAUAAACCCAUUUUGAAGAAGAUUUCAUAUCAUGGAAAGUACCACCAGUCUCAAGGAAGACGAUGUCUGGCUGAGUGCUCAUCAUGACCCAGUGUCCAGCCUUUACACUUUUUCUUCCUCAAUCUCCCUCGCUGACCUGAAUGCUGAUGGUGACUUUAAGCUUCUGGUAGCCGACCUUGGAACAGGAACCUAUGAUAUGAAGCUGAAGGUUUAUAAGGGGACCAAUCUGUUCAUGGAGAGUGCUAUAAUUGAUCUACCAACUGCCUUGGUUGCAUUCUACAUGGAUACAAAUGACCCUAGGACCCCAGCAGUAGCUGUUGCAUCUGGGCCAUUUAUUUACGUCUACAAGAAUCUCCGUCCUUACUUCAAGUUUACCCUCCCUCCACUUGAAGUGAAUGCAGUUGAGCAGGAUUUAUGGAACCAAGCAAAGGAAGACCGCAUUGAUGUCCAGAUGCUACGGGAAAUGCUGGAGAGUUUGCGUAGUGAGGGCAGUGAAGGUUCUCUGACAGUGCGUUCUCUCAAGUUUCUCUCCUUACACCCAGAGGAAAUGGAAGAUUUUGCCAGCCUUCACAAAAUGGCACCACUAAAGAGACAGACGGUUAUCACUUGUAUGAACACCAUGAAGAAAAGUGUUGCUGACGAGGAUGCUGUUAGCUGCUUGGUCAUUGGUACAGAGAGCAAAGAUAUCUAUAUCCUAGAUCCUGAAGCGUUCACAGUCCUCUCCAAAAUGAGUCUUCUAAGCGUGCCUGCAUUUAUGUCAGUCUCAGGUUUAUAUGACGUGGAGUUUAGAGUGAUUGUUGCCUGCAGAGAUGGUAAAGUUUAUACCCUAAAGCGUGGUAACAAGAUUGCCAAAGCUAGCAUAGAGUUGACUGCACAGGCUGUAGGCUUGGAACGCAUUGGCAAAAACAUCAUUGUGGGAUGCAUGGAUAAUACCCUUGUUUGUUACUCUACCAAAGGGAAAAAGUUAUGGACUGUUUAUCUUCCAGCAAACAUAGCCACUAUGGCACUCAUGGACUACAAGGCCAGAGGGUUUAAGGGUGUCAUGGUUGCUCUUACAAAUGGUGAAGUGCGUUUGUACAAAGACAAGUUCCUUGUUAACACUCUACAGAUGCAGGAUACUGUGACAGCCAUCAGGUUUGGUCGAUUUGGUAGGGAGGAUAGUGCUCUUAUUCUCAUCACAAGGGGGGGUGGCUUUUAUGUCAAAAUUCUCAAGCGCACAGCCACCUUUGAUGGCAAAGACCUUACCCCUGGACCGCCCUUGGCACAAUCAGUCAAACUCAAUGUACCAAAGAAAACCAAAGUGUUUGUAGACCAGACACUACGAGAGCGGGAAAGUGCUGUCUCCAUGCAUAGAAUGUUCCAACAUGAUCUCUAUCUCCUUCGGCUCACAGCGACCCGCUCAUAUGUGAAUGCCCUUCAAAAGAGCCUAAACCCUGUAUCCUCCUCAGCCCUUGAACCCCUCAAGCUAUCAGCUCAAAUACAAGGCAUUGGCCCUGCCUUUAAGCUGACAGUCAAUCUGCAGAACAUCUCUCCUAGUGUGGCAAUCACUAACCUUCUUAUCACCUUCCAGCAUGACGAGUCCCUGUAUGCACUUGCUAAACCCUGCAUUAUUGUACCCCUUCUAGUACCUGGGUUGUCCUACUCAUAUGAGACUCUUGUGGAAUGUAUAAGUGAUAAGGGGAUCUCAGAUGUUAUCAAAGUGUUUGUUCUUCGUCAAGGGAAAAGUGUACCUAUCAUAACUGCUGUUAUCAACAUGCCUGUCAGCGAGGCUCUGGUCAUUGUGUAGCCUUGACUGACUUCAGACAGUAGUUCUUGGAGGUGCAUCUUAUUAAAGCAAGAAGCUCUCAAAUAUGGCUAUCCUUUAUACCAAACAUGCCUGUCACUGAGGCAUCUUAUUUAAACAGCAUGUACAUACACAUAACUCAAAUGAAUAUUAUUUCUGUAUACACUACAUAUUGUAGAUAAAAGAAUCCUACCAUUCUUUUAAAGGUUCUUCAGAAAACCUUUAAACCACCUAAUGCUAAAUGUUCACCUCCAACAAUUUUUUAACAACUAAUAAUGAUAUAAUAUUUGUGGGUUGUGAACAUGAACAUCAAGCUCAUUUCAGUGAGCCUGCAGUAUGUGCCGAUGAGGCAUAACAGUGGCUAAAGCCUAGUAUAGAUAUUGCUGUAAAAAAUUAUGGGCCUUUUUUUUCCUAGCCACGUUGCAUGCUUGUGAACCAUUAAAAUAUUAAAACUUAUAUCAUAAGUGUGUGGAGCAGAGCUUAUUUCCCUUACCUAUUGUUCCAGAAGAACAAUGCUAGAAUAAUAUAUAUAUUCUUAUAUGAAAAAAAAAAACUAAGAAUAAAGUGAGGAUAAAGCCAUUCAAUCAUUAGUGUGCAGAUCAGUGAGAUCAUGGCAGCAAAAUCCGACCCUAAAUACACCUUAGGUUAUGUUUCGCUUUUUCACCCUGUGUCAACGGGGCUAAGGUUUUACUGAGACUUAAUAAUGAUAUUUUAUUUACACCUUUUGCAGUUACAUAAUUGACAUGAAUUGCAGGCAGAGCCAUUAAUGUUAAUAUAUAAUACAUGACUUACGAGGCUGUAUACUACAUAUACUGUGUAUUACAAGCACUGCAAAAAAGAUAUGCAAUUAUGAGUUUCCACCAUUGCGACAACAUAAGCGAGAGAGUUGGAAAGCCAAAGGCUGCAUUUGAAAUUUUUGCCAUGAUCACGUGACACGGUUGUUGUGAACGUUGUUCGCCGGGUUUCAUGGCCAUUCCCUUCUGCUUACUGAGUACAACAGCAUAAUCUUCAAUUUUGUGUAAAAAUUAGUGCAUUCAUCACACCUAUUCAAUUCUUGUGAAAUCUAUUACCUGCGUCGAUGUACUCGCCAAGCAAAGAACGAUCUCGUGUUACCGAGGAUAAAACAUAAUUAUGGAAAGAGAACAUUCGAGUACAGCGGCGCAAAACUCUGGAACUCGCUCCCACGAGAGACAAAGGAGUGUCGAUCCGUUGGCUCCUUCGCUAUGGCUCUCCAAAAAUUAACAUUGUAAAUUCAUGUAUAUAGAUAAUGUAAAUAGAUAAUGUAGAAAGAUAAUGUAUAUAGAUUUUUCCCAGUUCACCUAAAUAUCACUUUAUUUAUUUUUGUUUUCCCUGAGGGCCACGUGUAAAUUAUCUGUUUAGAUAUUAAGUGUUACCCCUAAUAAAAGUCUAUCUAUCUA
Nematostella vectensis (starlet sea anemone) is the source of this 3304-nucleotide messenger RNA. RefSeq names its product Bardet-Biedl syndrome 1 protein homolog. Gene Ontology annotation, cellular component: BBSome; axoneme; centrosome. The record is from RefSeq and is a predicted model, not a curated record. The transcript has 2 exons. Gene Ontology annotation, molecular function: smoothened binding; patched binding. Bases 135 to 1889 code for a protein of 584 amino acids. Gene Ontology annotation, biological process: non-motile cilium assembly; protein localization to cilium. Lineage: Eukaryota; Metazoa; Cnidaria; Anthozoa; Actiniaria; Edwardsiidae.